AUGAAACCAGAACUUAACGAAAAAUCUCAAAAUGCAUUUUUAGGUGUACGCGGUAUAGUAAAGACGGUUAUUAGAAAUUCCAACGUUAGUGAAGAAGUGAUGAGAACUGCUAAACUUUUUGCAAAUAUUGAUUCUUUAGAAAAGUUGACAGCGGGAGUUACACAACUUCGGGAAAGAAACAUGCAAAUGCUUGAUGCAUUAUAUAUAGUUCCUCAAAUUUCUGAUGGAUUAAAUGUAGAAGAAUUAAUAAAAUAUCCUCCUCUUCCUCCUUCUUCUUCUUAA
This is a messenger RNA of Diversispora eburnea, 282 nucleotides long. NCBI's taxonomy places the organism in Eukaryota, Fungi, Glomeromycota, Glomeromycetes, Diversisporales, Diversisporaceae. The record is from the annotation of a GenBank genome assembly.